This is a messenger RNA of Abrus precatorius (Indian licorice), 2304 nucleotides long. RefSeq names its product adenine/guanine permease AZG1-like. The record is from RefSeq and is a predicted model, not a curated record. NCBI's taxonomy places the organism in Eukaryota, Viridiplantae, Streptophyta, Magnoliopsida, Fabales, Fabaceae. The coding region runs from base 81 to 1826 and encodes 581 amino acids. The transcript has a single exon. Gene Ontology annotation, molecular function: purine nucleobase transmembrane transporter activity. Gene Ontology annotation, cellular component: plasma membrane. Gene Ontology annotation, biological process: transmembrane transport.
UCAUACGUAACCCCAACCAUCUUCCAUAUUCUCAUCCUAAACCCACACACACACGCGCAAGCACUUUCCCUAUCGUGUUAAUGGCACAACAACACCAACCACCACCCCUAAGCCCAAAACUCUCACUCCCGGCUCGGCUCAACUCCUUCAUGGCUCAAAGCCGACUCGGCAAGCACUUCAAGCUCGCCGACCGCAACACCACCUUCACCACCGAGCUCCGUGCCGGCACCGCCACGUUCCUCACCAUGGCCUACAUCCUCGCCGUCAACGCCACCAUCAUCGCCGACUCCGGCGGAACCUGCGGCGUCUCCGACUGCAUUCCCCUCUGCUCCGACCCCCAAACCCCUCUUUCCCAAUGCCCGACCCACCAACUCACCCGACCGGACGAGUCAUGCAAGUACCCGCCCGUGAACCCGGGCUAUUCGGCGUGCGUGGAGAGAACGCGCCGAGACCUCAUCGUUGCCACCGUGGCAUCCUCCCUCAUAGGGUGCACCAUAAUGGGCGUGUUCGCGAACCUUCCUUUAGCCUUGGCUCCGGGUAUGGGUGCCAACGCUUAUUUCGCUUACUCGGUUGUCGGGUUUCACGGGUCGGGCACCGUACCCUAUAGAACAGCUUUAACGGCUAUUUUCUUAGAAGGCUUAAUUUUCCUCUUUAUUUCAGCCGUUGGGUUUCGCGCCAAACUCGCGAAACUCGUUCCCAAACCCGUCCGAGUUUCCUCUUCUGCUGGAAUCGGUCUCUUCUUAGCCUUCAUUGGGCUUCAAAGCAACGAAGGAAUUGGGCUCAUCGGGUACAGCCCAUCAACGCUGGUCACACUCGGAGGCUGUCCAAGGAAAGAUCUAACGGCGUUAGCUCCAGUAUUAACGACGGUUAACGGAACCAUUAGUUUAAUCCCUGGUGGCUCUGUUUCUGAGAAGAUACUCUGCUUGAGGAACCGCAUGGAGAGUCCAACUUUAUGGGUCGGUUUGGUUGGGUUUGUCAUCAUUGCGUAUUGCUUGAUGAAAAACAUUAAGGGGGCUAUGAUAUACGGCAUCGUUUUUGUCACUGUGAUUUCCUGGUUUCGGAACACGCCUGUUACGGUGUUCCCUAAUACCGAAUUGGGUGACGCGGGGUACCGCUAUUUUAAAAAGGUGGUGGACGUGCACGUGAUUAAGAGCACUGCUGGUGCGUUGAGUUUUAAGGGUAUUAUGGGCAAAGCAGCAUUUUGGGAGGCUUUGUUCACGUUUCUCUACGUUGAUAUAUUGGACACAACGGGCACGUUAUAUUCAAUGGCUAGAUUUGCGGGGUUUCUUGAUAUCAACGGUGAUUUCGAGGGUCAAUAUUUUGCUUUCAUGGCUGACGCGUCAUCAAUUGUGGUGGGGUCACUUUUGGGCACGUCACCCGUAACGGCGUUUAUUGAAUCGUCAACGGGGAUUCGCGAAGGUGGACGGACGGGACUGACGGCGUUAACCGUGGCAGGGUAUUUUUUCUUGGCUUUCUUUUUCACGCCGUUAUUGGCGUCGAUUCCACCGUGGGCCGUUGGGCCACCGUUGAUCCUGGUGGGGGUGAUGAUGAUGAGAUGUGUGGUGGAGAUUAAUUGGGAUGACAUGAGGGAGGCUAUACCUGCAUUUGUGACCAUUUUGUUGAUGCCUUUAACGUACUCUAUAGCUUAUGGAUUAAUAGGGGGAAUUGGAACGUACCUUGUGUUGCAUGUUUGGGAGUGGGGGGAGGAGUUGGUGAGAAAACUUGUGGUUAAGAGGGAUUUGAAGGAUGUGUCUAAUGCAAAUGUACAUGCAAAUAAUCGUGUUGUUGAUCAUGAUCAAAGGGAUCAUAAAGCACUUGAGGUGUAGACACCGUAACUCUGCUAAUCGUAUGCUUUUUAGAAGCAUUGUGAUACCUUCUUUUUCGUAUAAAUAUUGGCGGGAAAAGCCCAUGAUAGGGAACUAGUGAGAUUUGUUUAAAUUUUAGAUUAUUCACAAUGAAAAGGAUAUAUAAUUACUGGGGUCUUCUGUGUUCAUCCUUGGGCACACAGAUAUGGGUGCAGGGCUCCAAAUAUUUCAUGCCAUAAAAUAGCAGUGGCUUUCAAUACGAAAAAUAUUCUGCGAAAAUAUCAACAGAUGGGAUUGUUUACUUGGCCUUGUUUGUUUCUGUGUGCAUGCUUAUAGAAUUUUUUACUUCUUAUCGAGAAUUUAAUCCAAACUAGCUAGACAAUAACCUCAUCCUCGUAGUACGCAAUUAAAUUAGCUAGCUGUUAUAGUUUAUCUCAAUAUAUAACUACUGUGAGCUUCCAAUGUGACCAUCGAUUUUAUCUCAAUAUCAAAAGUUAAC